This is a messenger RNA of Physcomitrium patens, 1736 nucleotides long. NCBI's taxonomy places the organism in Eukaryota, Viridiplantae, Streptophyta, Bryopsida, Funariales, Funariaceae. The record is from RefSeq and is a predicted model, not a curated record.
GCGAGACACUUGUGGAGAUUAUACAGAAAUGAGAAAAAAAGUUAAGAAGUGUGAAGGGGCGCACAUAGGUCUGGUACACAUUGUGGAGGACGUGAGGUCGACCACGAGUGAGCUUGCAAAAGCUGUUGGCAGUUGGCUACCUCGAUAUAAAGCUGCUGCGCGCGUUGUAAACGACCUCUUCUGCAAAGUGGAGCGCGCUGAGGAGAAAUUCCAGCGCUUCAGUUGUGAUGAGGGUCUCGCACGGCGUAUCUCUCACAUUGCCGAGUCUAAAAUAGAAGGCUUGAAGGAGCAUGUGUCGUCCAAUGUAGUUAUGGAGAACAUUGGACAAGAUCUGCGAGAUCUUCAUGAGCGCGUCGAGAACAGUGACCGCAUCCACUGCCAAGUUAACUCACAAUGCAACCGAAUAUGCCAUUUGGAAACGUCGAGAGCACAAGCAAUGUUGUUUGGAGAGAUUGCAUCCCGUUUGGCGGUGCUGGAACGAACCAUUAAUCGUGUGCCUGGUCAGCCAGUUCCCGGAUUGUCCUUGAGGGUGGAGUACAUGAAUAGUGCCGCGGCCCGUAGACCAGGACUGGGAUCGUUAAGCCAAAGUCUCGAAGCACUGGAGGAGAAAAUGGAGAUUAUUACCGAGCACACCGGUGCUUUGGUUGGAGGCCACGAGUCAGCGAAUGACACUCGCCUGCUUGGAUUGGAGAGCCGCAUUGAGCACAUAGCAUCAGCAACAUUCUCCAAUCUACGGACAACACUCCCAACAGGCAGAGUUGUUACCACCUCAGGGCGUCUUUAAGCGAUGCGGAGAUGGGUUGUAAGUUGCAUGCGCAAGGAGCGUAGCUCUCUACAUUACAGGCAAUAACCAGGAGAUCUCCUCUAGAGAGAUGGCAUUACAGAUCGGGAAAAUACCGAAAUUCAGUGUUCCGUUUAGUGAUGCUGAAUGCUGUCCAUCGAUCAUCCGACAAGCUGGGGAAUGUGGUUGGUGUCCGAUCUUAAAACAACACCACCAUUGUACACAAACAGCAAUCGCUUAUCAAGUGUGACCUUCCUCGCCAUAGCUGAUGUUUCAACAAUUUUUUAAGUGCUUUGAGCGGAUAGAUACGACGCACACGUGUAUGAUCUGCAUAAAUGCUUCAAUCACCUACUCUACUCAAUUGUGCAUGCCUAAGAACUGAACGGAGAACCGUUGCGCUGAGAUCCCUCCCCACUAAAUAUGUUCACGGUCUCCCAGAGAUGUGCGUUUUGAGGACCAAAAUGGGCAACACAGAGUGUACACAAUAAUUGUAGCUCUAGAUCUAUUUUAUUUUGCUACUUGGAUUGCCAAGUCAACAAUCUUGCCAUGCUAGACCUGUUACGGCCAUGGGAGUGAUAACGAAGUCGACUAAAUGACAGUGGUCGGACUAAUACUCAUCGCAAGCUUCCAGCACACAGUUAGGGAAUCCUGCUACUCAAUACAAACACAUGCUGAUUCCCCACAUGGGCAUAGCCUUCAGUUGAGUUGCAAUGAUACUGUUUGGAGAGACACAAGAGUAAUUAGAAGUAAUGUGUGCUAAAAAAACACACACACAUAGAAGUAUAUUGAAGUGGUUAUCUCACAUAUACAAAGAAAAUGGAAGAUAAAUAGUUUCUUCCCACUACAUUCUAAACAUUGUAGCUUUAGUAUUAUAGAGAGUGUUGGCUACAUUUAAUGCUUUCAACACUCUUCCUUGUUUGUCAUAAUAUUUAUAUAACAUAAAAUUUACAUAGAA